AUGAAUUUGAAUGAACAGAUAACAUUUCAAAUUGAUGCUUUGGAAGAUGCAUUGCCAGUUAAGAGAAAGAAGAAGAUAAAAAUGGCAGAUGAACUUGCUAGUGAUAAAGGAAGCUCCUCAGAUCCCCUGGUUGGUUUUAGAAUAAAUGUGUUUAAUUUAAUAAUGGAUCGUAUUGUUCAGUCACUGGAAUCCCGCUUUGUACAACACAAACAGUUGUAUAAAGAUUUAUCUUGCUUGGACUCUACAAAUUUUAAAACUAUUGCUGAGAAAGGUCUUAAAGAUGGAGCAUUGAGAGGAAUUAUCAAGUUGUUUCCACAAAUCAUCAGAGAUCAAGUGAAAUUGGAACUGUUUUUUUUUCUUUCUUUUUCUUCAAACUUUGAUGUUUUAAAGUUAUUGCUUCAUGAUGGUGAAAAUGUGGGCAGCAGUUGCACCAACAGUAAAAUGUACACUACUUGCCCAUCUUGUAUACUGAAAAUUCUAGCUUCCAACAGACGUCAUGACAAGGCAUAUGAUAACCUUUAUGAACUUUAUAAAAUAAUUUGCACAUUAUCUGUUACCCAAGUAAAGUGCGAGAGGGCAUUUUCAAAACUGAAGAUUAUAAAGACAAGGUUAAGAAAUUCAAUGUCUGAGGAAAACUUAGAAUCUUACAUGUUACUAUCCAUUGAAAAGGAAAUGUUAGAUGAGCUGGACAAUGAAGUAAUUAUUAGCAUUUUUGCACAAUCCUCCAGUGAACUUUAG
Messenger RNA from Macrobrachium nipponense, 738 nucleotides. RefSeq lists its product as uncharacterized. Gene Ontology annotation, molecular function: protein dimerization activity. Lineage: Eukaryota; Metazoa; Arthropoda; Malacostraca; Decapoda; Palaemonidae. The coding region runs from base 1 to 738 and encodes 245 amino acids. The record is from RefSeq and is a predicted model, not a curated record. The transcript has a single exon.